AUGUGCGUGUAUUCGGUAACAUACGCCGAAGUUAUGAAAGGCCCACCUGAAAGCAGAAGACUACCUACUGAAAUAGAACCGAAGGGCCUUUGGCUACUGGCAAUUCUCCUGGUGUUUGCCCUAAUAGAGGGAGUUGAACCACCAACUAAAUGCCAGUGUGCAGAAAAACCAAACAAGAGAAGGGAAUGUGGGUAUCCAGGUAUCAAGGCUGAGGAGUGCCAUAAAAGAGGAUGCUGUUUUGAUGCAAGCAUGACUGGUGUUUGCUGGUGCUUCAAACCUUUUUCAAAACUAGCUACCGGUGAAUAUUCUAUGAAUGUAUACGAUAGAAAGGAAUGUGGAUUUUUAAUCUUCUCAGAAAAAUGCUGUCUGAAAAGAGGAUGUUGUUUUGAUCCUUCAUACCCAGGCGUUAAACGGUGUUUCCGUCCUAACAUCAAAAAUGAUUGUUAAAGAAGCAUGCCCCGGAGAUGGCUGUCAAUAGAACCAGAGAAAAAGGAAGAUUUUUAAAUCUCAUGGCGUGUUGCUCUAAUA
Messenger RNA from Alligator sinensis (Chinese alligator), 528 nucleotides. Its product is annotated as trefoil factor 3-like. The record is from RefSeq and is a predicted model, not a curated record. Gene Ontology annotation, biological process: maintenance of gastrointestinal epithelium. Lineage: Eukaryota; Metazoa; Chordata; Crocodylia; Alligatoridae.